AUGUCUUCAAAAAGGCUGCCUUCCUUUAAUGAGCUAACAUCAACAUUUUCAAAUUCUUUACAGAUUGAUAGUUCAAGCCACCAACAAAGUCUGGCAAAUUCGUCAAACGCAACGCCUCAACCAAGCUCAGGUGUUUCUUCUCAACAACAACAUCAACAAUCCCAGCAACAUCAACAAUCUACAACUAUUCCUCCUCAACUGGGGCCUCCAAUACCCUUGCCUCCAGUACCUGGUCAUACACCUCAACAACAAUAUGCUCCACAGUUUGUGCAGGCUUCACAACAUGGUCCUCCUCCUCCUCAACAUCAUCAAUUCCAUCCACAACAGCAACAACACCAUCAUCAUCAUCACCAUCAACAUAGUCAUUCUUUUCAACAGAGAAUACCUGAACUGAAUAGAUUUCAAUUCCCACCAUCAGAUCCAAAUUAUGUGAUUUCACCAACCCCAAUCACAACUCCAAGACAACCAGUUGAUUUUGAACAUGAACGAAGAUUAUCUAUGCAAUUUCCUCCAUAUCCUUCACAUCAUUCCAAGAAGGAUUCUUAUGAUUCUCAAACUUCAUUAAGUACAUUAGCGGAUAUCGCAAGCUCUGGAGGAGGUUCAGGUGAAAAUGAAGAUGAAUUAAUCAAUGUCAUACAUUCUAUUGAAAAAGCACUUGAAAAAUUUAGAUCAUUAAGUCACAUUUUCAAUGAUAUUAAUUAUGAUUUUUUAACUCAAGUGGAACAUUCAUUAGAUGAAAAUAUUCAAUCUAAUGAUCCAGAAUAUAAAGAACACGUUAAAUUAUUAUUUGAUUAUACAAGUUCAAAUAAUGAAGCUAUGAAGAGUAUUUCAGUAAUUUUUCUGAAAAAAUUUAUUUCAAAUAUUCCUAUACCUGCUUUGAAAGCUUCAAUUCAAAUGACUAAUGAAAUUAAAAUGAUUUUAGAUUCUUGGUUACUUUAUAGAGAACGUGAAGUUUUGAAAUCAAUGAAUUCAAGUUCUUCAAGUACUAUUAAAAAGCAAGAAAGAUCAAGAACUUCAUCUCAAAUUUCAACACCAAUUGUUUCAAAUACACCAUCAUUUGUUAAAGGACAUAGUCGUCAAAAUUCAAGAAAUAGAACUAUUCGUCAACAUCAUCAUAAUAGACAUCAAUCUAUUUCAGGACCAACUCCAUCACAAUUUACAAAUAUUAAUAAAAAAGAUCGUGAACCUUUAGAACCUUUUAAUAAGAAAAGAAAAUCAAGUACUUCAACAACAACUAAAUUUUCAUCAAUUUCAUCAUCAAAUUCUUCAGGAUCUUCAAAUAAUGCCAAUAACACCAAUAAUAAGAAUGACAAUAUUUCAUUAAUUGUUAAACCUCCAAAACCUGUUACAGAUUCAUCAAUAACUCAACCCCCACCAAUAAAGGGAGUUUUCAAUGAAGAAUUAUCAAUGAAAUCUGAACAUAAAUGUCAACAAUGUGGAUCUGAUGAUACACCUGAAUGGAGAAGAGGUCCAUAUGGCUCAAGAUCUUUAUGUAAUGCUUGUGGUUUAUUUUUCGGUAAAUUGAUUAAAAGAUAUGAUUAUGAAGAAGCUGCUAAAAUUAUGAUGAGACGUAAAAAUCAAGGUCAUGGUGAUGAUAGAAGAAUUCCUACUGAUUGA
Molecule: messenger RNA, 1617 nt
Organism: Hansenula anomala
Lineage: Eukaryota; Fungi; Ascomycota; Saccharomycetes; Phaffomycetales; Wickerhamomycetaceae
Product: GATA-type transcription factor
Exons: 1
Coding region: 1-1617 (538 amino acids)
Biological process (GO): regulation of DNA-templated transcription
Molecular function (GO): zinc ion binding; sequence-specific DNA binding
Source: RefSeq, a predicted model, not a curated record